CUCUCAUAGAAUAGUAAGUAAAGGCUGCAUAAUAAGGAAUACAAUGAGCUUUCAUAAAUUACACAAAAAAGAGAAAUAGGCUUGGGACAGAUUUGUGAUCAAGGAAAAAACAUUUCAUUCUAGGUCAGGGCCAAGGAUGAAGCAACAGGUAUGUACUAUGAUAAAGCAAGACCAUGUGAAACUGUUGCUUUGAACUUAUAAUGAGCUUAUAGAAUGAAACACUGCUUUGUACUGAUUAUCGACAUUCUUCUGUAACUCCCUUUUUGUGUAACAUUUUGUCUGUGAGGUAAUUUUAUGAAGAACUUAUGUCUAAGGUCUAAAAAGCCUCAGAGAAAAAAUAAAUGUGGCUGUUUGGGCUCUGCUCUAUCCACCAAAUGUAUAUAUACACACACGUACACACACAAAUAUGUAUAUAUACAAGUAUAUAUGUAUGUACAAUGUGUCUACAUGUAUGUCUAUAUAUACAUACAAAUGUAUAUGUAUAUAAGUAUUCAUGUGCACUUGUAAAGUUGAUGAAACAGGUGGUCAGGCCCAGCUAAAGAGUGUGUGUGUGUGUGUGUGUGUAUGUGUGCACGACCUUCUCUCUACCCUUCUCUUUCUGAACAACCUCUUAAGAGCUCACAAUUUCUUGCUGGGCAUUCUUGCCAGCCCUGGAUAACUAAGUUUUGUUCCAUCAGCAGUGCUGAGCUCGUAAAUUGCCAACCACUGUCAGUGAGGCCUCCAUUGGCUGCUCUUAGCCCUGAUUGAUCCCAAUGCACACACCAUACGUUGAUGCUUUUCUUAGUUACCUGGAUGUCAGAAGAGGCUUCUGGCAAGUUCUUAGCCUGUCUCCUUUUAUCUCCUGCCUCUGAUCAGGACAGAUUAUGGCCAUCUGGUUCACCUCCCAUGGACAUGUAGCUUCAUCUCCAGAUUCAGCUACCAACAUUGCUAAGGAAGUUAGCCUUCCUCCCUGGAUACCAGGCUCCAGGCUGAUUGCCUUUGGUCUCCAUUGUUCAAAGGAGCCCAAGCCCUGGAGAAGAUGGACAUCUCACUGAGCCCAAGGUCUUCCUUUCACAAUGUGAUAAGAACACACUGGACAAGGGCUGGGGUUUGAUCCCAACUCUGCAAGACAGAAAAGUGAUCACACCUAUCCUGCUCCUGUGAGGCCCCUCAAGGGCAGAUCAGGGAAAUGCUCCCAUUCAAAGCACUUGCAGCCUUCCUGGAUACGAGGGCAGGGCUCCACCUUUGGCACAACUCCCAGCCCUGGCUUAGCUGCUUGGCAACAGCUCUGUGUCUGUGAGUGAGGAUAUACUAUGGCAGCCAAGAGGAUACUGGUGUAUCGAAAUGGGGACGCCUUCUUCCCAGGUCACCAGAUGGUGGUGACCCAACGCCGCUACCCCACCAUGGAGGCUUUCCUUUAUGAGGUGACAUCAGCCGUGCAAGCCCCACUGGCUGUACGAGCCCUCUACACACUUAGUGAUGGCCACCCUGUCACCAACCUGGCUGACCUACAGAAUGGAGGACAGUAUGUGGCUGCUGGCUUUGAACGAUUCCACAAGCUCCACUAUUUGCCUCCUGGAAGGAAACACCCAGGUGGGAAGAACAGGCGACAACAUGAGCCUCCCAUGUCUCAGCGCCCAUGUGAUGGGGCCUUUGGACAGUGGUUGCCAGCAGACACCCCCUGCUACAUCCAUGUGUUCAGGAACGGGGACCUGCUAAGUCCCCCCUUUAGUCUGAAGCUGUCCCAGACUGCCAUUCAGGACUGGGAAACGGUGUUGAAGCUGCUUAAUGAGAAGGCUACGUUACAGAGUGGGGCUGUACACAAACUCUGCACCCUCGAGGGGCUCUCACUGUCCACAGGGACUGCUCUGGUGAAUGGCCAUUACUAUGUGGCUGUUGGAGAAGAAGAAUUCAAGGCCCUCCCCUAUAUGGAACUGCUGGUGCCCAGCCCCUCUCUGUCCAGGGGCUGCUGGUGUCCUCCAGGCCUGAAGUAUAAAGCCCAUAGGCAGAGGGUCCAGGGCUCCAAGGCCCCGGCAGCCCAGCCCCCUCCGAAGGAGCCGGGAGAAACUGAGCCAUCCACUUUCUAUGCCAGGUCCCAGCAGUCCCUUCAGCCAUGGAGCAAGCUCCCUGCUCUCUCAUUUGCAUCAGGAGUUAAGGGAGUGUAUGGGGCUCCAUACCCGAGGAAGGAGACAGCUGGGGCUCAGGAAGUGUAUGAGGACGAAAACACCUGCACAGAGGAGCCUGUGGAUCAGAGGGCAGCAGAGACAGUAGAAGAGGCCUUGUCUGUGCAACACCAGCCUGGGCCUGAAGCUGUAGCCCCAACCUCCGCCCAAGCUCCACCAUCUUAAGAGCUGGGAGCUCCAGAUACAAACUGGGGACAACCACUCCCAGCCACCUCUAGUCCCCAGCCCUCAGCAACCUGUUCUGGAGAAGCCAUGCCUCCCGGGCUCAGCUGGAGGCUGAGUAAGUUCUAUGGGGCUACUUCCUUAUGUGAUCCCUACAGAGACACUACAGACAAAUAAAACAUUUGCUAAG
Mastomys coucha (southern multimammate mouse) is the source of this 2514-nucleotide messenger RNA. It is a transcript of the gene Dcdc2b, whose product is annotated as doublecortin domain containing 2B. Gene Ontology annotation, biological process: intracellular signal transduction. The transcript has 9 exons. Gene Ontology annotation, cellular component: microtubule; microtubule organizing center. The coding region runs from base 1293 to 2327 and encodes 344 amino acids. Lineage: Eukaryota; Metazoa; Chordata; Mammalia; Rodentia; Muridae. The record is from RefSeq and is a predicted model, not a curated record.